This is a messenger RNA of Fonsecaea monophora, 4776 nucleotides long. RefSeq lists its product as hypothetical. The record is from RefSeq and is a predicted model, not a curated record. Gene Ontology annotation, biological process: L-arginine biosynthetic process. Gene Ontology annotation, molecular function: protein binding; L-glutamate N-acetyltransferase activity, acting on acetyl-CoA as donor; NAD binding. Gene Ontology annotation, cellular component: cytoplasm; mitochondrial matrix. Lineage: Eukaryota; Fungi; Ascomycota; Eurotiomycetes; Chaetothyriales; Herpotrichiellaceae. The transcript is spliced from 4 exons. The coding region runs from base 1 to 4776 and encodes 1591 amino acids.
AUGUCGGCAUUGGGAGCUGCUACUGCGCGAGCAGUCACUCGACGGGCAGCGUCCUCGACCCUUCGUUCUCGAGCUCUCCGCCUUGCUAGACCUUCAUAUACCCCUCUCGCUGUACAGCAGACAUCUUCCCGACGAACAUAUUCCUCCCCGUCGGGAUCGUAUCCCUCGACGAGGUCAACGGUGGUACAGUUGCUCAGUAACAUUGGCUCCAAGAGGGAGGUUCAACAGUACUUGUCACACUUCAGCUCGGUUUCGUCCCAGCAAUUUGCAGUCAUCAAGGUCGGCGGAGCCAUCUUGACCGAGCAUCUGCAGACUCUGUCUUCCGCCCUUGCAUUCCUUAACCAUGUCGGGCUCUAUCCAGUGGUGGUUCACGGUGCUGGGCCACAGCUGAACAAGAUUCUGGAGGAUUCCGGGGUCGAACCACAUUUUGAGGACGGAAUUCGGGUUACAGAUCCCAAGACACUGGGCAUCGCACGAGCGCUGUUUCUCGAGGAGAAUUUACGGCUGGUAGAGGAAUUGGAGCGUCUAGGUGUUCGAGCCAGACCAAUCACCUCUGGGGUUUUUACAGCGGAUUAUCUUGACAAGGAGAAAUACAACCUCGUGGGCAAGAUCAGACGUGUUGAUAAGAGACCAAUCGAAGCUGCUAUCCAGGCAGGAUGCCUGCCCAUCUUGACGUCCAUGGCCGAGACAUCGGACGGCCAGGUCUUGAACGUGAAUGCAGAUGUCGCGGCCGGGGAGCUAGCGCGAGCGCUCCAGCCUUUGAAGAUUGUCUACCUCUCCGAGAAGGGUGGGUUGUUCAAUGGCGACACGAAGGAGAAGAUCUCCGCCAUCAACUUGGAUGAAGAAUAUGAUCACCUCAUGCAACAGUGGUGGGUUCGGCACGGUACCAGGUUGAAGAUCAAGGAGAUGAAGGAGCUCCUUAUGGAUCUGCCUCGCAGCUCGAGCGUUGCCAUCAUUCACCCAGCUGAUUUGCAAAAGGAGCUGUUCACGGAUUCUGGAGCCGGUACUCUGAUCCGACGGGGCAACAAAGUUCAUGUCAACACCUCUAUCGACCAGUUUAAAGACCUCGACAAACUGAAGGAAGUCCUCAUUCGUGAUCGGCCCGGACUUGACGCCCCUGCCAUUGUGGAUCGCUACAUCAAGUUCCUCCAUACACGAGACUUCAAGGCUUACUUCGAUGAACCAAUGGAGGCGUUUGCCCUUGUCCUGCCACCAAGUGCAGAGACAACAUUGGCUCAGCUGGCAACCCUGACCAUCACCAGGAAUGGCUGGCUUACCAACGUAGCAGACAAUAUCUUCGCCGCCAUCAAGAAGGAUUUCCCCAAGCUGAUGUGGACUGUCAAGGAAGACGAUGAGAACUUGACCUGGUUCUUCGACAAGGCUGAUGGUAGUCUCUCCAAAGAUGGCGAAGUCCUCUUCUGGUACGGUCUUGAGACCAGCGAUGAGGUUAAGGACCUUAUGGUCGAAUUCACGAAACACGGCCGUCAGUUGUUUGGCGAUAUCAAUCUCGAGGCCAAGCUGCACCGUGCAGCCAGAGCGGCAUCCAAUGUAGCCAACACUACUACUAAAGGGGUGACACAGAAGCGGACUUUCUCAACGUCGGCGAAUCCAUUACGUUCAGCACGACAAGCAAGAUAUGUCACCAAGCCUGCCCUUUCUAUUCGCACAUACUCCACAACCAAUCCGAACCCGCCUCUUGGUUCCAAGAACAGCUCCAACAGCAAGCCUUCGCGGGUAGCCCUUAUUGGAGCUCGAGGCUAUACCGGAAAAGCUCUUAUCGACCUCCUUAAUCGCCAUCCCCACAUGGAUCUGCGUCAUGUAUCGUCGCGGGAGCUCGCUGGCAGGAAGCUUGAGGGAUAUGACAGGCGCGAAAUCAUCUACGAAAACCUGACCGUGGAAGACGUUCGACAAAUGGAAGAGAAUGAAGAUGUGGAUUGCUGGGUUAUGGCCCUGCCCAACGGCGUUUGCAAGCCAUUUGUCGAUGCCAUCGACCAGGUCGGCAAAAACAGUGUCAUUAUCGAUUUAAGCGCUGACUACAGAUUCGAUCCGAACUGGACUUAUGGUCUACCGGAACUAGUUGACCGGUCCGCCAUUGCAAGGGCUACAAGAAUCUCGAACCCAGGCUGCUAUGCUACAGCCGCACAAUUAGGCAUUGCGCCUUUGGUGCCAUACUUGGGUGGUCAACCAACAGUGUUCGGCGUCUCAGGGUAUUCAGGUGCAGGCACCAAACCGUCUCCGAAGAACGACGUCAACAAUCUCACAGACAAUAUCAUUCCAUACAGUCUCACGGACCAUAUCCAUGAACGCGAGAUCUCCACCCAACUAGGUACAUCGGUGGCAUUUAUACCCCAUGUUGCGGUCUGGUUCCAGGGCAUCCAUCAUACAAUUAACAUCCCGCUCAACCAAGAAAUGAAGUCUCGCGACAUCCGAACACUUUAUCAAGACCGCUAUGCCGGGGAAAAACUGUUGAAGAUUAUUGGUGAAGCGCCCCUUGUGAAGAACAUCGCCAAAAAGCACGGUGUGGAAGUUGGCGGGUUUGCAGUCCACAGCAGUGGAAAGAGAGUGGUCGUUUGCGCAACAAUUGACAACCUUUUGAAAGGAGCAGCAACACAGUGUCUUCAAAACAUGAAUUUGGCUCUGGGGUAUGGGGAGUACGAGGGUAUUCCCAUUGAGCUCGUGGCAACACUUGGCUCGAAGUCCAACCUGAAAAAGGUAUCUCGUCGCGCGAUCCUUGACGUCGACCUUCAGAAGGCAUGCAAGACCAUCACGGAGCCCGAGGUGCCCCUGGCGCUGAGGUUACAAGGCAGUCUGCUGUUUGGAGUCUCUCGCGUAUUUCAGCGACAAUGCGAUUACGUAUUGACAGACGCCACGAGUUUGAGAGACAAGAUGAGGGACACGGUCCAUGUCUUGAAAGAGAUGGAGCUGGACCCGGAUGUUGGAAAGACGCGGCCGGAACAACUUAACCUCCCAGAAGACCCAUAUUUCAAUCCAGAUCUUGACAUCCACUUCGAUCUCUCCGCAUUUGGAUUCGCCUCAGAAGACUCCAGCCCCUCCAUUGGCGCCUCGUCUUUUUUCACACUUCCUUCAAGCCAGACCAGCGACUCUCUCCACGAUGAGACAGACGAAUUUGAGAUUGAGAUGCCUUCCUUCGAUACGCCUGCUGGAGCCAGUGGCGGCCUCGAUGUGUUCAUCCAUGGAGAGACAAGCUCUGUCAUGCAGACUGGCAGCAGGGCCGAUCCUUAUUCGGUCUUUGAAGAAGAACCUGCCAUCAUGCAUGAACCACUCUUUGACGUUGAUGAGGAUGGCUUUCUCCAGCCCGUUGUCCCGGAGAGUCUUUUGGGCCUCGAGCGACCAACCGAUGCUGGGCAACAACGGCAAAUCGACCUCAUGCCUGGUGACUGGGAUGGUAGCGUACAUCCGCCAAGCGCAAGAGAUGAUGAGCUAUUACCAAACUUCGACGAAAUGGAUGUUGUUGGACACGAUGAACCAGCCCUCUUACCACCAGCUCCUCAAAUCCCUCUGACCCCGGAGCUUGAAGACGAAGGAUUCCGCCAAGGGACACAAGCAACCUCCUCCGUCCAAACGUUCGAGGAAAGCUCAGAGACAGCAGAGGCACCCGAGCGUCGCGGACGCAGUGUGAAGGCAAUCCGACCAGAUCGACAGACAGAAUUGAGUAAUCGAGAUCUCAACGAGUGGAACCAGAAUUACCUUGCCAACAUGGCAGCUGCUUCUCGUACCAGACAGAGUCAAAUAGCCUGCUUCGAGGCCAAGAAGAACGCCAAAUUCUGGAUCCUACAGCAAGGAUUGGGGAAUGUUGCCUCUUGUUUCGGGGAUGACAGAGUCCCACACCCUUUCACCGUCUUCAGUGGUCAGUCGCUGUGGGACAUGUUGAGCGGCGAACUGGGACACGGAAAGAAAAGAUCACGAAGUAGUUCCCUUGACGAGGAUGAACGAGAGGACGACAGGCGAGUAAGAGCCAGGACAGUAUCCGAAGGUGAAAUCGCUCGCGGAGAUGACAUGGGAUUCCCAUAUACCGAUGACAACGGGUUGAUAUUGCCAGGCGAGGACUUCCGUUUUGAAGCUGAGGUUGGUCGCCAGGGCCCUCCAUCCUUACUUGACCAAUCGUCCGGCAUGCCAUGGAAUAUCUCUGGAUCUCGUCACAGCUCGGCACAGCCUUUGGGGAGCGGCUUUAUCUCGAGAUUGGGCUCAAGCAUCGGUAGUCUCCAUGGCGGCAUAGAGCUAGGACCACCUUCUGCUAUAAGUAGACGAGGAUUGCGUCUGACUUCUGCGAGUCCACUUCUCGGGAGAGGGAUAGCUUCGCUGUCCAGACAUAGCAGUCGGGAACCUCUCGACACGUCACGAGUCACGAGCGAUGAGGACGUCUUCGCAGAUCUAGACGCGCAGCUGGGUGCCGACAUUGAUCUGGAUUUCGAACUCUACGGACCUUCCGUGACUGUCGACACACAAACGGCUGCACAGUCUCAAUGGGUGGCUGCAACUCUGGAGAAUGAAGCAUACAAUUUCCUUACCUUUGUCAACACGAAAGUCCAAGAGAAGGCAGAACAGCAAGAUGGUACUGGAGAGGGAAGAAAUGCAGGACAAGAGAUGACGAUCACAUUAGACGAGCUCCUCCCACCAACCCAGAACUCGCAGAUCGUGGGUGCCCAAGCUCUACUUCACGUUCUUGCGUUGACCACGAAGGGUUUGCUAAAGGUCUACCAGGCCGAUGGGUUUGGUGCUAUUGAAAUCUCGGUCACAACGGUUGAAAUGAGCUGA